AUGGAGCACUACGUACCUCGCGACCACACCACGUCCAACGUGCUUGCGUGGACCACCACAAACUCGGCCAACGUCGAACCGUCGGUGGAGGAAGAUUCCGGCGCAGAAACAGACGAGCCACCGGAAUUAUUGGUGCCGAUAUCGCUUAUUUCCACUCAUUUCCAACGAACACCGAUUCGACGCGGCAGCGAACAUCACGAGUCGCUCUUGACCAAGGCGUUGCAGAGCCAAUCGGAUGAGGACGACUCCGAAGUCCACCCGCAGUCUCGUCGGCGGCGGUCCGUCACGAGCAAUACCAGUUUCGCCUCAACCGCCGAUCUCACCUGCGCCACGGGUUUCACGACUCCAGCCCGCACAAGCUCGCCGAGCCCGCGUUUGCCCAAUGUCGCCUUCUUCCCUCUCACUACCGUAGUGGCACGGGACGCGUUGCAGAACAAGGGACUCGAUGUGUCUACACUGGCAAAGAAACGGUGCAUCUCGUUCGCCUGCGCAGCCAAACCGAAACCCGAUGAGAAGACGGCGAUGCUCCCACCUCCUAGGCCCACCCAAGCCGAGGCGAACGUGGAAGCGCCUGCAAAGAAGAGAGCCAUCAAGUUUGCCUGCCCGUCACAACCGCAGAAGGCCAAGGAUGCCCAGCAGCUCGACGCGCGACCGCGGACCCCAGUGCCGCGGGGAAACCUCGACACGUCCAAGGAACGUUCUUCGUCAACGGUUCGUGCUUUUCGCUCCCCGACGUCCCGCCGGACACCCGGCAGCCCUAUGGCCAUUCGGAAGAAGGGAUGGAUCACGGCAGGUGCCGGGGAAAUGGAAAGCGACGUCGUGCGAUUCCACGAGUUUGCCAGCGGCGAGUCGCAGGAGGACGACUGGAUCCGACGUGAUCACGCUUCUAUGCAGCCUAAACUUACCAUCGACGACACUCUCAAGAAGGAGAAUGCCAUUCGGAAAUUGGGCAAGGAAGCGGAAGAGGAGGCCGAGUUGGAAGAUGAGAUCGACGAGGAGGAGGAUGAGGAAGUUGAUGAGGCAGACCUCAUUGACGAUGAUGACGACGACGAUAACGAGAGUGAAUCUCGAGAUGACGACGACGAUGACGAGGACGAGGACGACCAAGACGAGGAUGACGAAGACGACGAAGGCCAGGGCGAUGCUGACACCGAGCUCGCCUGGGCAUCCGAGGCUUCUGACGGGUACAAGACGGACAACGAGACUGGCUUCGCCGAGUCCGAUGACGAGGAUGAUGACCUAGUGCUGUGGACCACCCGCGUUGGCCACUACGAGUCUCUCCCUGGUGUUGUAUCGAUAACUCGGCGGCUAUCGCAGGGCGAGAAGUCUGACUCAUCCACAUCGUCUAGCCAGGGGUCGAGUCAGUCACGCAAGAAGCGCUCAAAGACACGUCCGGUCGCUUUCCGAUCGGAGACGCCAGAACUGCCUGACAGCACUGAUUUCGUCUGCGGCACCUUGGAUGAGGACAGACCACUGGAGGAGGCGUACAUCACGUGUGUUGAGGAACGACGACGGGGUCGGCAACAGCUGAUCCCUCAGGAUAUCGAUCCCAGCUUCCCCACCUCAGAGCCCGAGGACGAGGGCGACGAGUUGCACAGAAAGGGAUAUGGCGAGAGCGAGGACCAUCUUUGGCUGCAUGGCGAACUCGAGGACCUUGACCACGACCGCGACCGCAGGGGCCGUAAGAAGAAGGGAAACGUCCCGUCCCCCAAGAGAUGCCGUUCGCCCCCGCCGAAGCGGCGCCCGUCGCCGGCGCCCAAGGCCCGCGGUCGAUCUCCUCGGAAGCCUUCUGACCAACGGCCUCCCCGCCUACGAUCUCCCAUGCCACUCGCGGCAUCCAAGACCCCCGUCAUCUCCCCGCUACACGAGAGCGAAGCGGUUGUUUUCAAGUCCUUGGCGUUCCGGUCUGGCUUGACUCACACCAAGUCGCUACCCAAGAGAUCCAACCUGAUCCCUCAUCUCAAAGCCCGCAAGUCAAAGACGGGCACGGCUACGAAAGACACUCAUGUUCGCGGUGCCAUCGACAUUGUCAAAGGUCUCGAGCAGAAGAGGCUACGGCGGAAGGAGAAGUACAACCAAAAGUACUACGACCGAGCGCGGAAGGAAAAGGCGCACGCGAAGCGGCCGCCUCCGGGGCAGGGCGCGUCGCGCAUGAGGGAACUCGGCCUGAUCAUGGCGGGCAAAGUUGGGCACGUUUACGACGUCCUGUCGUCGCUCGGUCUGCUCAACAAGCACGCCAAGUUGCUGUUCCUGGGCCUCGACAAUGCCGGAAAGACGACACUGCUACACAUGCUGAAGAACGACCGCGUCGCGAUCCUGCAGCCGACCCUGCAUCCGACUUCGGAGGAACUGUCGAUUGGCAACGUGAGGUUUACGACCUUUGAUUUGGGCGGCCAUCAGCAAGCCCGUCGUCUCUGGAAGGACUACUUCCCCGAGGUCAACGGCGUCGUCUUCCUCGUCGACGCCAAGGACCACGAGCGCUUCCCCGAGGCCAAGGCGGAGCUGGACGCGCUCCUGUCGAUGGAGGAGCUGUCCAAGGUGCCGUUCGUCAUCCUGGGCAACAAGAUCGACCACCCGGACGCGGUCUCGGAGGACGAGCUCCGCCACCAGCUGGGCAUGUACCAGACGACGGGCAAGGGCAAGGUGCCGCUCGAGGGCAUCCGGCCCAUCGAGGUGUUCAUGUGCUCGGUGGUUAUGAGGCAGGGGUAUGGCGACGGCAUCCGUUGGCUGUCUCAGUACGUGUAG
This is a messenger RNA of Chaetomium fimeti, 2745 nucleotides long. RefSeq lists its product as uncharacterized. Gene Ontology annotation, biological process: intracellular protein transport; endoplasmic reticulum to Golgi vesicle-mediated transport; vesicle organization. Gene Ontology annotation, molecular function: GTP binding; GTPase activity. NCBI's taxonomy places the organism in Eukaryota, Fungi, Ascomycota, Sordariomycetes, Sordariales, Chaetomiaceae. The transcript has 4 exons. Gene Ontology annotation, cellular component: COPII vesicle coat; endoplasmic reticulum exit site. The record is from RefSeq and is a predicted model, not a curated record. The coding region runs from base 1 to 2745 and encodes 914 amino acids.